AUGAUCGGGGCCUUCUCGUUCCCGGUGAGUCCGGAGCGGGGCCGGCUGCGGGGCUGGCUGGAGGGCAGCCUGGCCGGGCUCUGCGAGUUGCACUGGCUCCGAGAGAGGCAGGAGUACCGCGUGCAGCAGGCGCUGCGGCUGGCCCAGCCUGGAAUGGGGGGCGCCGAGGCUGAGGACGAGGAGGACGCCGAGGAGGACGAAGAUGCGGCGGCCGCGCGCCGGGCCGCGGCGGCCUUGGAGGAGCAGCUGGAGGCCCUGCCUGGACUCAUCUGGGACCUGGGUCAGCAGCUGGGAGACCUGAGCCUGGAGUCUGGGGGCCUGGAGCAGGAGAGUGGGCGCAGCUCAGGUUUCUACGAAGACCCGAGCUCCACAGGAGCUCCAGACUCCCCACCGUCGACCUUCUGUGGGGACAGUGGCUUCUCUGGAUCUGGCUCCUAUAGACGCCUGGGUCCCUCUGACCCACGAGGCAUCUAUGCCAGUGAACGACCCAAGUCCCUAGGAGACGCCAGUCCCAGCGCUCCAGAGCCGGUGGUAGCUCGAGCGGCUGUGCCGCGGUCCUUCUCCGCGCCCUACCCGACGGCUGCGGGUUCCGAAACCUGCUCGUCGGCGGAGCGGCGGCAGCGCGCGGGGCCCUUCCUGACGCCCAGCCCCCUGCACGCCGUGGCCCUGCGCAGCCCGCGCCAGAGCGCACCGUCCCCGUCUGCUCCUCAGCGCCGUCUGCUCUACGGCUGUGCGGGCAGCGACUCUGAGUGCUCGGCUGGGCGGCUGGGGCCCCUCGGACGCCGGGGACCUGGCGGUGGUGGCGGCGGCUAUGGGGAGAGCGAAUCUAGCGCCAGCGAGGGGGAGUCCCCUGCCUUCAGUUCUGCAUCCAGCGACUCAGACGGCAGUGGUGGCCUUGUGUGGCCGCAGCAGCUGGUGGCGGCCACCGCGGCCUCAGGGCCAGGAGGUGGUGCAGGCGGAGGGGCGCCUGCAGGCCCUGCCAAGGUCUUUGUGAAGAUCAAGGCUUCCCAUGCGCUUAAGAAAAAGAUCCUGCGUUUCCGUUCGGGUUCUCUCAAGGUCAUGACUACAGUGUGA
This is a messenger RNA of Elephantulus edwardii (Cape elephant shrew), 1074 nucleotides long. RefSeq names its product dishevelled-binding antagonist of beta-catenin 3 (gene DACT3). Gene Ontology annotation, biological process: negative regulation of canonical Wnt signaling pathway. The record is from RefSeq and is a predicted model, not a curated record. Gene Ontology annotation, cellular component: cytoplasm. The coding region runs from base 1 to 1074 and encodes 357 amino acids. Lineage: Eukaryota; Metazoa; Chordata; Mammalia; Macroscelidea; Macroscelididae. The transcript has 5 exons.